GCGCGCGUCCGGCCUGGGCGCGGGGCAGCCGCCCCCCACCCCCACCCUCGGCCCUACCCCUGCCCGGCCGCUCCCCAGCACUCGCGGGAUAACCUCUGCCCACAGUCCGCCCCUCGAGGCCCGGGCUGCCUGCCGGCCCCAGUCCCUCGUACCCUUGGCCUGGAAAACCUCUCUCCUCAGCCCUGGCCCGCCAAUCCUAGGCUUCCCCUAGCUUACAUCCAGUCCUGUCUUCUGUGGGACCCCCCCGGACCCCCGCCUUGUGUUCAAACCCUGUAGUCCCGGCCCUCGACUCCCCGCUAGCCUCAUCCUGAUUCCUCCACUUCGCCCUCCCUGUCCCAGCCCCCAUAUCACCUUCCCAGUCCCCCAGUAUCAGCCCCUCAUAUCCCCUUCCUAUUCCCGCAUAGAAGCACCAACCCCCCCUCUCCACAGCGCCUUUCUAGACGCCCAGUACCAAUCUUCUUUUACCCCUAAUACCAGUUCCCAAUUUCCUUUCCAAGCUCUAUGUAUACAGCCCCUCUGCUAAUACCCCAGUACCGGUCCUCAGCCUCCAUUCCAUCUACCCAUGGUUCCUUACUACUCGCCCAGUUCUGGCCCCCAAACCUCUUCCCCAACACCCCUAUGACCACUUUCUAGCUGGCCCCCACUUCCAGCUCCCAUAUUCACAUCCCACCCCCCUCAUCCCAGCCCCCCAACUUUCACAUGUCCCUUACCUAGGCCCCCAGUUGGAGAUCUUUACUCCCCUCAGACACCGCCCCAACACUCAGGACCCCCUCCUGGUCCCUCCAUACUACCCCCUAGAUACCCCCAGCUCCGCCCCAGGCCCCUCCUUCGAGAGUUCCUUGGCUCAGGGCCGCUUCUCGCGUGCGUCCCCAGCUCCCGCCCGUCAGCCCGGCAGCCCGGCGGUCGGUCCCGGGCCGGCGGCCCCCGCCAGCCGCCGUCGCCGCCGCCGGCCCCGCCCCCGGGCACCAUGCUGCCCUCGCAGGAGGCCUCCAAGCUCUACCACGAGCACUACAUGCGGAACUCGCGGGCCAUCGGCGUGCUAUGGGCCAUCUUCACCAUCUGCUUCGCCAUCAUCAACGUGGUGGUCUUCAUCCAGCCCUACUGGGUGGGCGACAGCGUGAGCACCCCCAAGCCUGGCUACUUCGGCCUCUUCCACUACUGUGUGGGCAGCGGGCUGGCGGGCCGCGAGCUCACCUGCCGAGGCUCCUUCACCGACUUCAGCACCAUCCCGUCCGGCGCCUUCAAGGCAGCCGCCUUCUUCGUGCUGCUCUCCAUGGUGCUGAUCCUCGGCUGUAUCACCUGCUUUGCGCUUUUCUUCUUCUGCAACACGGCCACGGUCUACAAGAUCUGCGCCUGGAUGCAGCUCUUGGCAGCUCUGUGCCUCGUGCUGGGCUGCAUGAUCUUCCCCGACGGCUGGGACGCCGAGACGAUCCGGGACAUGUGCGGGGCCAAGACCGGGAAGUACUCCCUGGGGGACUGUUCGGUGCGCUGGGCGUACAUCCUGGCCAUCAUCGGCAUCCUCAACGCCCUCAUCCUCUCCUUCCUCGCCUUCGUGCUGGGCAACCGGCAAACAGAUCUGCUGCAGGAGGAGCUCAAGCAGGAGAACAAAGAUUUUGUAGGCUCUACAGUAAGCUCCGUGUUGCGGCCAGGGGGUGAUGUCUCCGGAUGGGGAGUCCUCCCCUGUCCCGUCGCUCACUCACAGGGACCCUGAGGGCCAGGAUCACAGCCCAGGAAUUGACCUGUCCUCAGCUUGUCCCGUUGCCUGCCCUCUCAUCCCUUCAUUCAAGCUCCGAGGGAAGACCCCAUCCAGGACUGACUGCUCACCUGCUACCUGCCUGUAGCUCCGGGCUUUGAAGAGGUUGGGGCUGGGAUGCAGCGUGCGGGAGGGCCCGAUUCUGCUCUUCCCUCAACUGACCUAAGGGAGCCAGAGCCCUGGGCUCUUGGGCUUCUCCCUUUCUCUCUAGGCCGGCCCGGGGCCCCCACAGAGUCUCCAGGGGAAGUGGCGCUGCGGUUCCGGUUCCCCAGGCCCCGUCAGUCUGGAGGGCUCCCACCUGGCUGCAUCCUUGCCUCCUCUGGUCCCUGUCUCCUACAGAAACUUACCCAGGACACUAGCCCAGGGUGGACCGGACUCUUUCCUGUUUUCUCCCCCCUGAUGAUGGUUCCAUCACAUCAUCACAGAGUUCCAGGCACCACCUGCCUCCUCGGGGCCUCUCUGCUGCCCGAGCCAGCCUGUUUUCACCUCUCCCAAAGGAGUCUGAGCUGCACCAAGAGAGAAAACACAGGGCCUCCCUGUCAGUUGCUGAUGGGGGUCCUGAACAGCCCAGAGUCUGAGGACAGACAGGCUUUGGAAGCAGUAGGAUGCAGCGCUUUGAGUCCUGUCUUGGUGACAUCUGACCAUGGCAGCUGGGGCUGGAGGGGGCUCAGCCUCGGGCUGGCCUGGCCUUCUCCCUGCUGGGAUGUCUCACCAGUUACUGGACCCUUGACCCUGGCCUGUUUUGUACAGCACAGACUUCUUGGCCCUGUUGUCAGGGCUGUGUUUUUGGGAGGGGGGCCCAAGAAUGGGGAAUUAGGGGAUGCAUCACCCCUCUACCCCUUCUCAUGCCCCAAACCUGGGCAUCUGCCAAGGGCAGAGACUGUCUUGCCUCUUUGAUACUUUUUCUGCAUAACUUGAACUUGCAGGUCACCUCUGAACAGGGUACCCCCUGUCCCCAUCCCCAGGCCUUGUAACCCUAUCCCCACCUCCACUUCUUCCUCCUUGCCCACCUCUCGCCUUGCGAUAUGCCCAGGGUCUACAGCCCAAUGGGCAGUGCUUGGAGCUGAGGCAUGAGUGUGUGUGUGAGCGUGUGUGUGUGUGUGUGUGUGUGAGCGUGUGUGUGUGUGUGAGCAUGUGUGUGUGUGUGUGUGUGUGUGUUUAUGUGUGUGUGUCGGGGAGCAGAAGAGGAGUCUUUCUCUCCCCUCCCCCCCACUGUGGGGGCAUCUCCUUCCCCCUUGGCCAGGAGCAAAUGAGGGAGAUUCCAGGUGUUUCCAAACUUCCCUCAUUGCCUGGUAGACCUGGUGGUUGAGUUAUGUGGCCGGGGUGUGGAGAGCCCCUUUCAGCCCCCAGUGCAGGUGGCAGGUUGGCUUCAUCUAGUGUGCCUACUUCUGUCUUCCAGUACUGGGGGGAGUACUGGUCCACUGUGUAGCCAGAGCGGGAGGCCUCUGCGGGUUCACUGGGGAAGGUUGUUGUCAUCAUUUCCUUUGUGGGCCUCAGCCAAAGGAGGGGAGGAAAGCAGCGAGUGCCAUGUAUUUGCCAAUCUUGUGUUCAUUUCCAUAGGACUUGGACCUGAGAGGGUUUCCAAGACAGACCCUAGAAAUCCUCUGCAUGAGACCCCCAUCUGGACCCUAACUGGAAUCAGAUGCUGGGUCCUGGUAGGAUUCCCGAAACCCGGAACUCACUCAGUCCUCUUGAGCAAACACCUUUCCCCUGGUGCUCUGGCCUUGGCCCAGUGCUCCCCUCUCUUCCCCCAGGGCUCUCUACCUGCAGGAAGGGGCUGUACACCAGGGGCCUAUGCUGAGUGGGAGGGUCAGGGGAGCCUCCUGAGAGGCAGUGGGGGGCAGAAGUGAGUUCCUCAAAGAUCCAAACCAAAGCCCAGUGUUGGGAGGCUGUGGGGGGGAGCUUGGGGGUGGGAGGGAGGUAGUG
Molecule: messenger RNA, 3679 nt
Organism: Mustela erminea (ermine)
Lineage: Eukaryota; Metazoa; Chordata; Mammalia; Carnivora; Mustelidae
Gene: LHFPL4
Product: LHFPL tetraspan subfamily member 4
Exons: 3
Coding region: 968-1711 (247 amino acids)
Biological process (GO): gamma-aminobutyric acid receptor clustering; sensory perception of sound
Cellular component (GO): postsynaptic membrane; plasma membrane; inhibitory synapse
Molecular function (GO): GABA receptor binding
Source: RefSeq, a predicted model, not a curated record